CAGAAAUUGAAAAUGAAUAAAUAUAUCGACAGGAGCAAAACUAAAAAUCACUCUCACAGUCGUCUUCUUCUUCUUCAAAAAUGGCGCUUGAAUUCCACUAUGCAAACACGUUAUCACUCCGUUUAAUUCCAAAAUCGCCAUUACUGAAUUCAGGAACCUUUGCUUUUAGACAUCAAAAGCUACGGAAAAAAUCUUUUCGAAGUCGGAAAAAUCUCCAUGUUCAUCGCUCGUCUCUAGUCGGUGAGCAGCAGAAGGUUUCAUUCACGGAACCUGAAACUCAGCUCAUUGAAGCUCUUAUCGGAAUUCAAGGCCGCGGCAGAUCGGCUUCUCCUCAGCAACUCAAUGAUGUUGAGCGUGCUGUUAAGGUUUUAGAAGAUUUGCAAGGAGUGGUAAAUCCUACAGACUCUAGUCUAAUUGAGGGUAGGUGGCAACUGAUGUUCACUACAAGACCAGGAACAGCAUCUUCCAUUCAGAGAACAUUUGUGGGGGUGGACUUUUUUAGUGUAUUUCAAGAAGUGUUCCUCCGAACGAAUGAUCCUCGAGUGUCUAACAUUGUAAAGUUUUCCAAUACUGUUGGUGAGCUGAAAGUAGAGGCAGCCGCAUCAAUUAAGGAUGGGAAACGGAUUCUUUUCCAAUUUGAUAGAGCAUCGUUUUCUUUCAAAUUUUUACCUUUUAAGGUUCCAUAUCCAGUGCCAUUUAGGCUUCUUGGUGAUGAGGCAAAGGGCUGGUUAGAUACUACAUAUUUGUCCCCCUCAGGAAACCUACGAAUCUCACGAGGAAAUAAGGGAACCACAUUUGUGCUGCAAAAGGCAAGUGAACCAAGGCAAAGACUGUUGACAGCAAUUUCGACAGGAGCAGGAGUUGAAGAGGCAAUUGGUGAGUUCAUAUCACUUCGAAGUGAAAGCGGCAAUGAGGAACCAAAGCUAUUAGAGGGAGAAUGGCAGAUGAUAUGGAGUUCACAGACAGAGACAGACAGUUGGAUAGAGAAUGCUGGUAAUGGUCUUAUGGGAUUGCAGAUUGUCAAGGACAACGGACAGCUGAAGUUUGUAGUCAACAUCUUACCAGGGAUAAGAUUCUCAAUGAUUGGCAAGUUUGUGAAAUCUGGAGCGACAACCUAUGAGCUUACAAUGGAUGACGCAGCGAUAAUCGUGGGUCCAUUCGGAUACGAAAUUGAAAUGGAAACCAAGAUUAAGCUGGAGCUUCUGUACAGUGAUGAGAAGAUACGAAUUAGUCGUGGCUAUAAUAAUAUCUUGUUUGUGCACCUACGGACAGAUGGGUCAGGGAAAUAGAAAUCCAAUCUUUUUUAAGCACUCUCUCUUCUUCUUUGGAUGUAUAAUGUUGUAGCUAAUGCUAAAUGCGUUCUUGCUGUGAA
Molecule: messenger RNA, 1372 nt
Organism: Carica papaya (papaya)
Lineage: Eukaryota; Viridiplantae; Streptophyta; Magnoliopsida; Brassicales; Caricaceae
Product: putative plastid-lipid-associated protein 12, chloroplastic
Source: RefSeq, a predicted model, not a curated record